UGACGGCCGCCAUAUUGAAAUAUUUCCCAUUUCCUACUGUUCUUCACUGAGCUCAACAGCAGCCAUCAGCUCUCGCUUUUCAGACGAUCACAGGGCUAACAGCACGGACAUGGAGGUAGACACUCUUUUGGAAGCUAUUGAAGAUUUUGACAAGAAGGGGAAGAAAGAAGUGUCUCCCAUGUUGGACCGGUUUUUGUGUCAUAUUGCGAAGACCGGGGAAACCCUGGUGUCGUGGUCUCAGUUUAAAUGCUACUUCAUAUUCAAGCUGGAGAAAGUAAUGGAGGAUUUUCAAGCAUCGGCUCCAGAACAAAGAGGACCUGCCAACCCAAAUGUGGAGUCAGUGCCCUUUGAAGAAAUGAAGGAGAGGAUUCUUAAGAUCGUCAAUGAAUACAAUGGGAUCCCAUUUACCAUCCAGCGCUUGUGUGAACUUCUCACAGAACCCAAGAGGAACUACAUGGGAACAGAGAAAUUUCUCAGAGGGGUAGAGAAGAAUGUGAUGGUGGUUAGUUGCAUUUAUCCUACAUCUGAGAAUAAUGGCUGCAGUGGUGUCAACAGAAUGAAUGGAGUCAUGUUACCAGGGAACACAUCUGUCUUUACAGAGAGGAAAGUAAAUGGGCCAGGAACGCCCAGGCCGUUAAACAGACAGAAGCACUCGAUGUCCAGUUCACUAUCCACAAACGGCCUUCCAGACAGCACAGAAAACAAUGAGACAAACACAUCACAGGGACACAGCAAAACACUCAGUGAUGCAUCUAGAUCAGGCAUUGGGCCUCUUGGUAGUUCGGUAAAGAACAAGCAUUUAGAUGAAGAGGAAGAAAUGGAGGCAGAGGAGCAUGAGGUAAAGAGACUCAAAUUCAACCAGGAUGGAGAAGAGGACGAGGAGGAUGAAGAGGAUGUAGAGGAGCAGGUUGUUGUUACACCCAGGUCAACGUCGACUGAGAGAUCCUCCGAUAGGUCAGAGGAUGCAGAAUCGCCGUCGUCUAUGUCAAGGGAGACAAACAAAGAAGAGCAGGAGGAGAGUAAACCUGGUUCAGCCAGAGAGUGUGAGGACCAAGAGCCUUCCAGCACACAGUCUGAGAGUCCGGCUGCAGAUUCCAGAGAUUCCUUUACUGAGCGAGAGGUUCUCUGCAGUUCAGUCUCUUCCUUAGAGGAGCCCAGUGAUAUGGACCAAUCAGAGCAGAGAGCCCCAGUGGGUGUGUCCUCUAGUCCUGAGAUGAGGGAAGGCGUGGAGCCAAGUGAGCAGGUCAGCAGCAGUAGCACUGAUGAAAAUUCUUCUGGACCCACAUCAAGCAGAGGUAGUGCAGACUCGCCCACAGAGGGCAACACUGUGUCAGGGGCCCAAGACUCAGAGAGUGCAGAGGAGCCAAUGGACCAGGACUAAAAACACUCCUAAGUAACAACUGUGUGCUUUUGUGGACAUUGUUAAGAAGGCACUCACUUAUGUGGCCUUCCACAAUGGCCAUCCGAAGCAACACCUAACCUACCACCAUGCGCCUUUUGGUCGAGAGUCAUCUAACUUCUCCAGCCUUCCCAAAUGGACACUUUAUACCAAUGUACAUAUGAUUUUAUUUCUCAAGUGAAGGUUUUAAACUGGUUGGUUAUCCUUGUUGGACACACCUUUCACUAAGCUUAAAUAAGUUUGACUGAAGUGUAUCUUUACAUAUUUUAACCAGGAUAGCAGUCCUGUUUUUUUCUUCUAAGCUUUAGGAUGUUAGAGACACCGGCUUGGAUGCAUCUCUGCAUUAGUGUUAAUAUUUUCACAUAGGGCCAAACAGCAGGGCAGUGGAGUUUAUCGUCUUGCUCUUAGCAGUCUCUCUAAAGACCCAUAACUGGCCACUAUUCAGAGGUUAUGUUCCAAGCUAAUUUUAGCCAUAGGUCUGUCUGUUCUGUUAAAUUAUUUGAGCAGUAGACUUGUUUUUAUAUUUUAGCAUAAUUUCUUUCUAGUAGUUUUUGUUUAACUGACUGGGGAUGUUAAAUGUUAUGUAAAAUCUUCCUUUUCUCUCUGCAGUCAUUCUUUCUCCCACUACCACCAUCUCUCUUUUUUAUUAUCGUGCAGUCUGCACUGCAUUGAAAGCUUGUGGUUUAUGUCAGGUACAUUUACCUCUUGAAAGAUUCAAACUAAGCAUACUUUCAUAUUUUGUGAUUCACAUUAAUUUAUACCAGCAUUUCAAUCUUGACCUAUUUUUGAAAAGCUGAUUUAUUUUUGUUUUGAAGAUGCUAUUUUAAGACAAGCUGAAUUACAAGGUAAUUUGUGACAGUUAGACUCCCAGCAGCGAUAACAGCUGGCUGGCAUUUUACAACUGUGUAUUUUUUAUAUAUAGAAUUUUAACAUUUCUGUGGUGUUUUGUGGAGCAUUGUGUUCACCACCUUUUUGUGCGUCCAUAUGUUGUUGUUUUUUUGGUGUAUACUGAAUGCGUGUGGUUUGAUACGUUAUUCAGACAAGGCAAUAAAUGUUAUGGUUUUAAACGUUAAAUGACGUUUUGAUUGACAUGCAUUUAACUAACAUGAUUAUAAAUGAUUACAGAAAAGUUGUUUGUGAUAGUCAAGAUUAAACAAGAAACUCAAACUAUAUUUUACUAGAGCUAGACUGAUACAGUGCAUUCAUAAAGUAUUCAGACACCUUCUUUUUUUUCACAUUUUAUGUUGCAGCCUUAUUCUAAAAUGCGUUAUAUUAUAAUUUUUUCACAUUAAUCUACACUUUGU
Xyrauchen texanus (razorback sucker) is the source of this 2703-nucleotide messenger RNA. Its product is annotated as serine/threonine-protein phosphatase 4 regulatory subunit 2-B-like. Gene Ontology annotation, molecular function: protein phosphatase regulator activity. The record is from RefSeq and is a predicted model, not a curated record. The coding region runs from base 110 to 1381 and encodes 423 amino acids. Gene Ontology annotation, cellular component: protein phosphatase 4 complex; cytoplasm; nucleus. NCBI's taxonomy places the organism in Eukaryota, Metazoa, Chordata, Actinopteri, Cypriniformes, Catostomidae. Gene Ontology annotation, biological process: protein dephosphorylation. The transcript is spliced from 9 exons.